Messenger RNA from Aspergillus welwitschiae, 335 nucleotides. RefSeq lists its product as uncharacterized. The transcript has a single exon. The coding region runs from base 7 to 225 and encodes 72 amino acids. NCBI's taxonomy places the organism in Eukaryota, Fungi, Ascomycota, Eurotiomycetes, Eurotiales, Aspergillaceae. The record is from RefSeq and is a predicted model, not a curated record.
GCACACAUGAAUUUCGGUCCUCGCUUCGUCGCGAACAUUACUCUUUUUGUAGAGUAUAGUUUUGCUGGAAAAGAUCCUAAUCAGACUCCUGUUCUUCACUGCUCCUGUAGCACUAUAUAUCUCCGUAUGCCUGAACAGUCUGCUUCAUACAGUGAGGCACUGAGUCGAAGGCUUCGGAUGCGGAUUAACUCUGCUGAUAAGUCUGUGACACUUACACUCCACUGAAGCUCAGAGCCGGGUCAAGCUUACAUUACCAUACCGGAGCCAAAGGAGGGGUGGCAUGGGGAAGGGGCACUUCCUUCCUAGUUGGGAUGACGGACACCUCCGUAGCUCAG